Molecule: messenger RNA, 5033 nt
Organism: Linum trigynum
Lineage: Eukaryota; Viridiplantae; Streptophyta; Magnoliopsida; Malpighiales; Linaceae
Source: the annotation of a GenBank genome assembly
CACAUAAUAUAAUACACCGAAGGGAAAAACGGGAGCCCCAUUUCAAAUUUCCUGCAACGAGAGUGAAAGUAGGAAGGACAUUUUGGUCUUCACAAUUACUUUUUUUUAUUCAUUAAAAAGGUAUGUACUGGGAUUCGAACCAUGACCAUUUUAAAGAAAGGCAAGGAUCAUAACCAAUCACACUAAGUACACUUGUUGUAUCCUUUUAAAUUAAAAACAUAUAAUAGCAGGGUGGAAAAAACUCUUCCCCCAUUUCAAAUUCCCUGUUCCAUGAGCGUUUGUAGGAAGGGUAAAAUAGGGAGUGUCAAUUUUUUCUCUUUCCUCUAUGGAACGGGCCAACUUACCGUACACAUGCGGAUUUAAACGAGUCAAGGAGUGUCAAUUUUUUUCUUUAUACCCUUUUAUUUAUCCGUGGUGAUAAAUAUAUAUGAAAAGGCAAAAAUAAUACUCCUUUUUAUUGUUAAAAAUAAAAAAUUUAAAAAUAGACUAAUGCAUGGUAUCUAAUGGGCUAACCGCUAACCAUAAAAUAAAAGAGUUGAAUAGGCCUGACCUAGAUGAGAUUUGGUCAUCAAGUAAAACAAAUGAACAUCAUGGGUUUGCCAUUCUAAAACAAGCUAUUUUCUCUGGCAUAAUAUAUAUUAUGCUAUUAUUUUAUAUCUUAGUGGCUAAAAUAUAAUGUAUUUUAAAGUUAUUCAAUGGUUCAACCUCGACCAACCCAAUUAGUGCAAUUUUUAUCAUUUCAAAUAUAUAUUUUUAUAAUUAUUUGACAUCAUAAUGAUCAAAUUAUAGUGUAUUUUAUAGGGAAUCGUUUGGUAUUUGUUAGUAAAAAACUAAACAUAAAAAUCUAUUUGGGUAUUUUAAACAUUAAAACGAUCCUUAACAUUUUCAGUUCCUUUUGAAUUUAUAUGGUUUUAUUCCCGAAUAAGUGAUGUGCAAAUGGCGAAUUGUAGUCGUCUUUUUUCUUUCACUAUUUUUUUAUUUUCAAAUAGAAAGUUUAAAAGUAAAGAAUAAUUAGAAUUUGGCAUGGGUCGGUCAAACAGGUUGAAUUUCAAGUUUUGGCCCAUUUGUUUUAUGCAUUGCAAAUUUAUUAGCAUGUUGAUGGAAAUGGCUUGGAAAAAAGACAUAUAAGUUGUAUCUUUGCAGAAAUGUCCUCAAAUGUUUGAAUGCUUUGUGAAUCAGGUUCUGUGACUUUUGUGAUGGUGUAUGUGCUUGACGAUUGCUCGAUGUUGUAACUACUUAAUUUAAGAGUAAAUCUUUUGACUUUCCCUAUGAGUUGUGAUACCAGUUCUGGUGGUUGCAGCAUGUUGUCGUUGUUGGCCUGUAAAAGUUGUUCCGCCGUGAUGCUAAAUACAUUUCUUUCUUUUUUAACAAAUUGUGUAGUAGUGCUAUGAAACAGACCACCCAUGAACGCUACGCUUAUUAUGUUCUGUUCUUACUUCCGGUGGUGAGAAAUUGUGAAUUGAGAAUCAUAUUCGCCUACCGCACUGUGUCUGGUUGGUGGCUGCUUACUGUGCUCUCUAGAGUUAUGAAACAGACUACCCAUGAACUUUACCCUUAAGAGUCCACAACUUUGCGAAAAACCAAAUAUAGGCAAUCAAAGGUGGUGGAUGUGUGAUGAUUUUUUAUGGCUUAAUUGUUUGUGAAUUAGAUAUCUGAUCUUUGUAUGAUUAGAGGGGAUGUUUGCUUAAUAGAAUAAUCCAUUUUAAUUCAUGUUUAUUUUUAACAUAAACUUUUGUAACUCAAAACCUUUGAGACACAUAUCACCUACUGCAUUGUAUCAUUUUGCCUAGGUGCUUGCUGUGUUGUCAAACUUCUUUGCUGCUGAUGCAUUUACACAAACAGGGGAGUUAAGAACCCAUGAAUGUUUCCGUUUGACACAAACAAGAGGACUUACUUCUAAAUCGUGCACUAAAGAUGAUUGGAGGAAACAUCUCUGUUGCAGUUGAUACACUGGAGACCAUAACAAAAGCAACGUAUAACAUCAAAACCAACCAUCUGAACUAUUAGCAUUGUUGCUUUACUCUUUUUUCGUGGUUGAGUCUCCUUCAAAAAAUUUAGUUUGAUUUUAGAAAAUUUUGCUUCUGCAAUCCUGUCUUGCCACCAACGCGUUCAGUAGAUGGAGAUGGCAGAGGCGAAGGCUAUUUUGUGUUGUUGUUGCUGGUUUAGGGAUCGGUUUGUGAAGAAGAGGGAGAAGAGAGGGGGAAAGGGAAAUGCAUGAGAGGGGGAUAACUUUUUCUCCGACAAAAAUGGAGUGAAGAAAGGAAUUAUGAUCAGUAAGGAUAUGGUUAUCUUACAUAACUGUGUCUAUUCUGUUUGAAUUGAGCUUGGGAGGUAGUGAUAAGGACGAGCUGCAACCAAUUCAUAGUGAUAAGAGUGCUAUGAACUGUGAUCAUGUCUUAUUUCAAGUUAGAAGGUAGUUUCAGUAUAAGGAUUAUUUAAUUUGACAAGUUGUUUCGUCCAUGAUUCUUGGUAGUUUCAGUGCCAUUCUAGCCAUUGUUUAGUCUGUAAUUUUUGAGAAUUGAUGUGCGAGUAAUGACUUUCACUUAGCUUCAACUAUUAUGUGUGUAUUUAUUGGCAUGUGAUAGAAUUCUCUUUUCCUUUUCUUUGAAUUCAGUUUCAUACUCUAAUUGUAUCAUUUGUACAUAGGCAAAUCAUGCUCGAGAUGACAACUCGCUGAUAUGGCUGGUGCAAGGAAUGAAGCCAUCAUUAAAAUUCAGACCGACAACGGGGAGGGAUGCCCAGGACUAAUUCAAUGAUGAUUGAUGAUGGUAUGAUAAAAACUGCAGUCUGCAUCAGCACCAAUUUCUAGGCCUAAGUAAAGUUAUUCAACCCAGAACUCUGCUUAGCGCUAAAAAUUGCCCUCACCCAACCUUUAUCCUGUUUGACCCACUUCUGAAGAGUCAAGAUAUAUUACUAAUUCUCUCCGUUCGUAUUUUCUUAUUGGCUCUUUCUGACCCUUUAGGUUGGGGCGGGUCGGGAAGAAUCGGAUUAGUGGGCCGGUCCUAAUCAAGUGGAAUCCCAAUCCCUUCACUCUCACUUGCUUUCUCUCCCAUUCUACAAGUGGGUAACAUACAGUAAUCCGGCCAACGGGCCGGGUAAUAAGCUAGUAGUUAUAAUACUCUACGGAAAUGGAAUCCUACUUCUACCAAAAAACGGCUCUAUCAAUAUCCUUCCCUUCACCAUAUAAAUUAGCUAAGCUACCUAGCUUGAUUCAUCUUUCUAAACCCUAAUCACAAACCCUAAACACGUACGUACAUACACAAUGAAGAAACAAAGCCGUGGGUUCGUGCUGCUGCUCCUUCUCAUGUUGCUGUCGCCGUCGCUGGUGGCCGGGAUUCGACCACCAGCCGAUUCGGCAUCACCGCCGCCGCCACCACCACCAUCAUCGCCCGACCUCGCCGCCGCCCUGCCGAGAUGCUUCAAGAAUUGCCUCAACCGAUGCAACGACUCCCUUCCGUCGCCGCCGCCGUCGGACGAUGAUGAUGACGAGUGCAUCAACCGAUGCUUCAACGAAUGCAAAAGUACUCCUCCUCCUCCUCCUCCUCAGCAAUGCGGGACGUUGGACAGAAGGACGAUUCACGUUUUGGUUGCCGCCGCCAUUAUCGACAUCGUCUGCUACACAGUUGCGUGCUGCCUCGGUCUAUGCAAUUGCUGUGUCAAGAUUUGUUCAUUAGAUUGAUAUAUGUUACUUUUUCUUAAAUUAGUUACUGCUUUUUUGUAAUAGUAAAUAGCUGUUGCAUAAUUUUUACUAGAGUCCUGAACAUACCCUAGUUUGCUAAAGAGGGGGAGAUAGGGAGUAGGUUGGAAAACGGUGUAGUUUGGUCCGGAUCUUAUCACAUUACUUUCAUUAUUAUGAUCAGGAAAUUUAUAUCUUUAAUGUUAUGAUACAACUUUGAUGAUUUCUUUGACCGUCAUCUACAUGAUUGAAUGCAUCAUCGAGAUUUCUUUGAUAGUCACCUACAAGAUUGGAUACUGUAUAUAACAUCCACAGCGAGCACACUUGCGCCUUGAUUUUUGGCAUCAAUAGCUGGUCACUCUGGAGGACCGGAAACGACAAGAGUCUUUACAGGCAAAGUCGUCACCACCACGUACUGAAGCCUUUCUACAACGCGUGUCUUGGUUUGGAUAACUGCGUGAGGAAAUAUGUCAUAGACAAAGACAGGCUCGUUCAUAUACCUAGUGAUCUGCCUAUAGGAACGGAGGGUAGAAUCUCAUGGAAGUCGCCGCCAACGGAGUGGGUUACUCUCAAUUCAGACGCGACUCUAUCAUUCAUGAGUCAGGCCACACCCAGCAGCAGGUGAUCUGAUUAGUGAUUAGAGAUCAUAAAUGAUGCUACCGAGCAGAAUUGAGAGGCGGUGUAGGAGGAGGUCUUUUUUCAGAUGGCCUGGGAGCGGGGCUACCGCCAAGUUCGUGUGGAGCUCGAUUCUUAAAGCCCGACGAGUACGGCUAGCCAUGGUCACUCCCUAUCUUUGGGGUUUCACUUGAGCCUGGCUCUGGGUAGCGAUGUUGGGCCGCAGUGCUAAGAAUGAAUGGGGUGGGCUGCUUCAUAAGCGGGCUGUUGACGAAGUUUAACGUGGAGUGGGGGGUGGCCCAAUUUACGUUCUCGGUACGAAGAAAGAGUUUUGAACCAAUAACCACGGAGUAUUGAAAGGCUGUCAACUUUCAAGUUUCAAUUAGAGGGCAACUUUGGGCGGAUUCAGUACUUAACAACUGGGCUUGUUAUGCAAAAUCUGUAGGGUUCCGAUCACAUGGUCAGUUGGAAGGCAUGAAUCUUUUUGCAGUGUGCCUUUUUUUUUUUUUUUGGAGGGUUGCCCAAUUUUUUACAAUUAUUAAGGACUAAUUAAGCGCUUUGGCCAUAACUAUUAUCAUAAUUAUUAUAUAGUUGAUUUAUGCCUACUUAUUGCUCCUCCUCGACUUUAAUAAUUCCAUUAGUGUUCUGCCGUUAGGGCUCACACAUAUUGACGAAAAAGGGAUCGAUGGCCAUGGCUGCAUUUGUUUGUCUCGAGGAGGAGCAAUAAUUAGGCAUAAAAAAC